AUGGCCAACGAAAUUAAGACCUGCGCUCAUUGCAAAGAAACCGCCGAAGCUAGAGGAAUCCCACGCCUCCAAGCUUGCGCACGUUGUAAGACGGCUGUAUACUGCGGUCGCGACUGCCAGAAGGCCGACUACAAGAGUCACAAGAAAGUUUGCCCUAGGCCUGGGGAGCACUCCAACCCCUACUCCGCGCCUCGUCUUCACGAUCUCGAGCGGCAGGUACCCGAUCCGUUCACGCGACUCGACAAGGGCACGUAUCUGCACGAUCGGCCGGAAAGUGACACAUUCAAGCUUCUCGUCGACUCCUUUCGUAUUCGGCAAGCGGAUGACUUUGAUUACGAGCACAAGACCACGCCACCAAGCAUCUACACUGGCGCUGCAUCCAGCACUGAACCCUUUCGUCAGUACCUCAACAAGGCGACUGCAUGCAAAGGCCUUCUUCCACCAUGGUGGACCCCGGACAAAAUCGAAGAGUGCGUGGCCUUUGGAAGGAGUGGAGCAUGGAGUGAUAUAAGGAAGAAAGUGACAAAGCACGAAGUCAUUCAGCAUUAUGGAUAUGAGAAGAUGCCACUGCAACUGCGGUUGUUGGCUGAAGCGAUCUAUGGCGUAGGCACGAUGGGACACAAUGGCUCAGAUGUGCGGAAAAUGAUGAGGCAAAUGGAAAGUGGUGGUUUGCCAAAUGGCCAAACUAUGAGCAUGAUUGAUGUUAGUCAGAAACGUUAG
Messenger RNA from Didymella exigua CBS 183.55, 720 nucleotides. RefSeq lists its product as uncharacterized. Lineage: Eukaryota; Fungi; Ascomycota; Dothideomycetes; Pleosporales; Didymellaceae. The record is from RefSeq and is a predicted model, not a curated record. The transcript has a single exon. Bases 1 to 720 code for a protein of 239 amino acids.